Haliotis rubra (blacklip abalone) is the source of this 1477-nucleotide messenger RNA. RefSeq names its product carboxypeptidase B-like. Gene Ontology annotation, molecular function: zinc ion binding; metallocarboxypeptidase activity. NCBI's taxonomy places the organism in Eukaryota, Metazoa, Mollusca, Gastropoda, Lepetellida, Haliotidae. Gene Ontology annotation, biological process: proteolysis. The coding region runs from base 13 to 1311 and encodes 432 amino acids. The record is from RefSeq and is a predicted model, not a curated record. The transcript has 11 exons.
CACAGUACCGCCAUGAAGUAUCUCGUUCUUCUUGCCCUUUGUGGACUGGCCCUAGGGCUUCCUAGCGGCAGACUCGACGAACAGGGAGCGGAAACAUUCUUGAACCAUCGCCUCGUGGACGUGAACAUCACCAAUGUCGAACAGCAGAACUACAUCAACGACCUCGCCAACGUUGGAAACAUGGGGCUUGACAUCUGGCUGCACCCAACGCUGGAGAACACAGGGCGACUCAGAGUGCCUCCCGAGUCCAUUGACCUGUUCAUGGAGUUGAUGCAGAAGUCUGGAGUCAGCGCCAAGAUCAGAACUCACAAUCUGAAGCAGUUGAACGACGCCGUGUACGCUAUGCCAUCCGAACCUGUCCAGUACGCCGAUUUCAUCGAGGGAGUGUUGAGGCACAAUGCCUACUACAGGCUGAGCAACAUCGACUCCUACACGACAAACUUCGGCUCCUUCAGCGGGGUGAGCAAGUCCUACCUCAGCAGACAAACAUACGAAGGACGGACUAUGCCAUUCGUUGAGAUUACUGGUGGUUCUGGCUCAAACAAGAAGAGCAUCUUCAUAGAAGCGGGCAUGCACGCUCGGGAGUGGGUCAGCCCUUCAUCCGCGAUGUACUUCAUUGACAGGCUUCUCCAUCGACGUGAAUCUGACAGUGACGCCAACUACCUGUACAACAACUUCAACUGGUACAUUGUCCCCGUCAGCAACCCCGAUGGCUAUGAAUACUCACAUACCUCCUACCGGUACUGGAGGAAGAACAGGAGGGCGGUGAGCGGGUGUGGCAGCAGCAGAGGCGUGGACCUCAACAGGAACUUCGAGUCGAUGUGGGGAGGUUCCGGGUCGAGUGGCUCGUGCUCUUCCGACACGUACCGUGGGCCGUCGGUGUUUUCCGAGAACGAGAGUCAGAACAUCCGUGACAAGGUUCGGGAGAUCCAGAAUCGUGGAGAAACAAUCCACGCCUACCUCUCCAUUCACUCCUUCUCCCAGCUUCUCCUCACUCCAUACGGCUACGCAAGGAACACGUACCCUUCCAACUACAACGACAUUCUGGACAUCACUAACAAGGCAAGGACUGCCAUUCUGAACUCUGACGGAAGAUCAUACCGUGUGGGAACUCCAGCUGAUAUUCUGUACAACGCUGACGGAGGUUCCCACGAUUGGGCUCGCUUGACAGAGAACAUCCAGUACGCGAUAACCUAUGAACUCCGACCUUCCUCUGGGGGUCUGGAGGGCUUCGUGCUGCCAGCCUCUGAGAUUGCUCCUUGCAGCAAGGAAGUGUGGGAUUCCAUCUACGCCAUCGCCAGCAACUUGUAACAAGGAUCCUAAUUGGCUGCAGAAAGCCACAUCUUCAUAAUCAUAAGGUGAAACAUCUCUGUUUUGAGACUGGAAGCAAACACCGAAGGAAAAGGGUUACCAAUGUAGAAUUUAGAAGUUCCCUUUGUACAGGUCACCUUGUUCAGAAUAAAAUUAAUAAAAUGCU